Molecule: messenger RNA, 1659 nt
Organism: Fusarium oxysporum Fo47
Lineage: Eukaryota; Fungi; Ascomycota; Sordariomycetes; Hypocreales; Nectriaceae
Exons: 5
Coding region: 1-1659 (552 amino acids)
Source: RefSeq, a predicted model, not a curated record
AUGAAUAAUACUGCGAGAACCAAGCGCUGCGGACUUUGCGGCCUGCCCGUGGAAGAACCAGACCCAGCAGUUCACGACGGAUGUGAGCAGAUGGACAUAAAUUGCGGCUCAGGCGCGUUGCAACGACACGCUAGAAUCACGAGAUGGGCAGAGGCAAUGAUUGCUGACGGACUGUCGCUUUGUUUCGCUCAGGGCAAAACAAAGGCUGAACAGGAACUCAGCAGGACGUCAGAAGUCCUGCGAAGCAUUGGCCGAUAUUUGGUCUCACACUACAUAGUGAGGGAGAACGAGUGCAUGCUUCGUAGGGCUUCCCGUAUUACUUUUGUUCUGAGGGGCCAAGUUAAGGUCGCCUUCUCUUUGUUUCAAGGACGGAAGUACGUUGCGUCUGUGUCGAACGGUCAGGAACAGAAGCCAGGCAACUCAUCCGAACUGUUUGCACUUGGUCCGGGAGAAACGGCGCAUGUCGUCCACAUUGCCGAAAACCAUCUCGGUGUCGUCAGCCUGGUAGUUGCUCAUUUAGACCAUGCCUUUCAAGCUGAACAAGUUGCUGGAGUAUGGUGGAGAGCCAUCUACAUCCCAUGUGGAAGAUGCUUGAUCAUGGCAACUAACGAUGGGAUCAAACUUCGGAGCCUGUCUCCAGUAAGCCCUUGCGCUUUCUGCACGACAUCGCGGGGACCUCGUUAUCAUCAGAUCGCAUGGCCCUGCCCAACACACCACAUAGCGAUCCGUUGGGUGGGAGAACCACGCUCGUAUCCGGCGCGAAUGGCACCUGUCAUCUUGAAAGAGUCAUCUAUCGGUAUAUCGACUUAUUGGGAACACACAACCAUGGCAAUUCACAGUCAUGAUAUUGACGAGAAAUCCCUGGCCCUUUACUCUCGGACAGGUGGCGAUGCAGCUUGGUUUCACACCCCCUUCGACGACAACGAGGCAAUUACCGAGAUCUGGUGGGGAAGCAUUGGCGGCAAUGGUGAUGCGAUGGGUCUUCGGACCAGCAAAGGCCGAGAGGUCUGCCUAGGCUUCGUGGGUGCAAUCCCAGACCUUGACUGGGAACUAGCAUCUACACCAGCGAUGGAUAACUACCGAAUUUACUACGACUCCAUGUCAUCUAUGGGUAUUGGUGGCCUAGCUUUCGAGGACCCCAGUCCCGUUGCUCAAGGCUUUCAGCCCUUCGACCCUACCACCAUUGUGCCACCAAUGCCGGACUUUCGGUAUUGUGUCGAGCCCUUCUUCUUUUCGUCCGCCAACCUACACAAUCUCUCCAAAAUCACAGUCUGCCAAAUUCCAGACAAACGUGGGGUCUCUGGUCUCCUUCUCACGUACAAAAACGGCCACAAGGAGGCUCUUGGUGAAGUACGACUGAACUGCCUUGAACCUCCCAUCGACGUCGGCAAACAGGACCGGGUCUGGUUACGCUUUGAGUAUGAUCCCACAGGAAUCAUCGAUGAACAUCCUCGCCUUGUCGAGAUCUCCUUCUCCCCCAUUGAACCUAUUAUGCGCGAUGGAACAGAUCCUGCAGUUGUCGGCAUCAACUGUCUCGAAGUUCUCUUUACAGAUGAACUGCACUGGUGGUGGUCAUCCCUCCAGUGUCAGGUUUUCUACGACGGCCAGGGCAGCUUACAACCACGAGAUGCCGAGAAAUGGCUCCUAUUCGACGACUAA